Mauremys reevesii (Reeves's turtle) is the source of this 4374-nucleotide messenger RNA. RefSeq names its product zinc finger protein 639 (gene ZNF639). Gene Ontology annotation, biological process: regulation of transcription by RNA polymerase II. Gene Ontology annotation, cellular component: nucleus. Gene Ontology annotation, molecular function: RNA polymerase II transcription regulatory region sequence-specific DNA binding; DNA-binding transcription factor activity, RNA polymerase II-specific. The coding region runs from base 787 to 2232 and encodes 481 amino acids. The transcript is spliced from 6 exons. The record is from RefSeq and is a predicted model, not a curated record. NCBI's taxonomy places the organism in Eukaryota, Metazoa, Chordata, Testudines, Geoemydidae.
CCCCUUCCAGCCCCUCUUCUCAGCGUCUGGCCCCAAGCCGCCCUGCCCGACUCCCCGCCACCCCAUGGGCCCCCGUUCCCGGCCCGCCAGGCCGCGUUUGCUCUGAAGGUCCCGCUGAACCGCACAGGGCAGCGCGCCCGCCAUCCCCGGCGGCCCAGGCUGGGGCCAUGGCGCCGCUGGAGACUUGGGAAAGGGGGAGCCUCCGGCCUCGGUGACUUUCAGGUCCCGUUCGCAGCCUCCCGGCCCCCGGGGUUUGCCGUGUGGCGGCCCCGUGGCAAGCUUGUCCCCUCCCCCCCCCCGCCCAAAAUCCCCGCUCGCUGGGGGGGCUGUGCCCGGUGCGUGUUCACAGGGUUGCGGGCAGCUCCUGGGUCAGCGCUGGGGAAAGGCUCCUAGCGAAGCGCUCUGCGUGUCGGUACAGUCACGCCAAGGAAAAUCUCUCAUCAGAUACUUUUUCCACAUUUGGAUGUUGUAUAGCAAUCAAUUUCUUAGCUAUUAGUCCUCUUGCUGAUAUUGAAGAUUACCUCUAGUAAGUUGGGUGGGCCAGGGCUCUUUCUAGUAUUUUCAACAUGUAAACAUUUUAUGCAUUUUGGGGAGAAGUCCUCCAGAGUCUCCCCUAAAAAGCCCACUUCAGGGGUAAUCUCCAACAAAAGAUGGCAGGAUUUGGCUCUAGAAAUACCACUUCCUGUGUCAUGUCGACCACUUGACAGUGACUCAAAGUGCUGAUCGUCCCUCCUUAUGGGGUGAACUCCAUUACUCUUCUAUCCCAAGGAAUGAGGCUGAAGCAAAAUGAAUGAACAUCCUAAAAAGAGGAAAAGGAAGACUUUACAUCCUUCACGUUACUCAGAUUCUUCAGGUGUAAGCAAAUAUAUAGACAACAAUGGAAUAUUUUCUGACCACUGCUAUAGUGUCUGUUCUAUGAAACAGCCAGACAUAAAAAUUUCUGAAAACAGAGGUAGAUUCCAUGCUCCUGCACAGACCCUAGAUACUGAUGAUGAUGGCAGCCCAGUGCAUGCCGGGACAUCUCAUUGGAGUGGGGCACAGUCGAAUGUCAUGGGGUUGCACUUUACAGACCCAAAAAAGAAAGAGAAAAGUGCUAAUAAUGGAAUUUAUAAAGACAUGUGCGAGUCUCCUAUAUUCGGUGACAGUCCAACUGAAGAGGAAAAACCCAUAGAUAUUCAAACCAUAGAAAUUUCGACUACAGAAGUUAAUGCUGUAGAAGUUCAUGAUAUAGAGACGCAAACUGUUUCACCUGAAAAGCUAGAAGUCGAAGACAUUGAAGAAAUGCCUGUUGAAAGCUGUAAACUUUUUGAGAAGAACCAGGCUUUGAAUAUCACUGCUCAGCAGAAGUGGCCUUUGCUGAGAGCCAACAGUAGUGGCCUAUACAAGUGUGAGCUGUGCGAGUUUAAUAGCAAGUACUUCUCUGAUUUAAAGCAGCAUAUGAUCCUGAAGCAUAAGACAUGUACAGAUACCAAUGUCUGCAGAGUAUGUAAAGAGAGUUUCUCCAGCAAAGUUCUGCUGAUUGAACAUGUAAAAAUACACGAGGAAGAUCCCUACAUCUGUAAAUACUGUGACUACAAAACAGUGAUAUUUGAGAACCUCAGUCAGCAUAUAGCAGAUACUCAUUUCAAUGACCAUCUUUAUUGGUGUGAGCAGUGUGACGUGCAGUUCUCUUCGAGCAGCGAGCUGUACCUACACUUCCAGGAACACAGCUGUGAUGAACAGUAUCUGUGUCAGUUUUGUGAGCAUGAGACCAAUGAUCCAGAAGACUUGCAUAGCCAUGUGGUGAAUGAGCAUGCAUGUAGAUUAAUAGAAUUAAGUGAUAGCUAUAGCAACAAGGAGCGUGGACAGUACAGCCUCGUAAACAAAAUUAGUUUUGACAAAUGCAAAAACUUCUUUGUAUGCCAAGUGUGUGGCUUUAGGAGUAGGCUGCAUACGAAUGUCAACAGACAUGUAGCUAUUGAACACACCAAAAUAUUCCCCCAUGUUUGUGAUGACUGUGGGAAAGGCUUUUCAGGUAUGUUGGAAUAUUGCAAGCAUUUAAAUUCUCAUUUAUCUGAAGGGAUUUAUUUGUGUCAGUAUUGUGAAUAUUCAACAGGACAGAUUGAAGACCUUAAAACUCAUUUGGAUUUCAGGCAUUCAGCAGACUUGCCUCAUAAGUGUACCAAUUGUUUAAUGAGGUUUGGAAAUGAAAAAGAUCUUAUAAGUCACCUUCAGAUACAUGAGACAGCUUGAUGUUUUUUUCUUCUGUAGUCAAUUUAUUAGAAUUAAAAUGUGUUUUCCAAUGUGUCAUGGUAAUAUUAAAUACAGUUGUAAUAGGGAUUCUACAGUGGAUAAUUGUAAUGCCAGUUGACUGAUUUUUUUUUUUUAAUCAACAAAACAUGUUUAAUGACUGGUAUGUUUGUUUUUGGGUAUUUCCUGGCGUUAGAGGUUGGGUGGGCAGGGAACAAUUAUAUUUAAAAAUGAUUGUUCAGUCACAUGGCAGGAGUUCCAUGUUAGAGUAGCCAUUUUAAAGGUAAUUCCGUCUGCCAGCAUGUAGUGGUAUGUGUGUUUUGACAUGAAGAACAGGAAGGCAGUUCUUUCUGGAUAAGAAAAAUGGAAGAGAAAACAAAUUUCUUUUAAAUCUGUAGUUAAUUUACUGUUAUACUUUAGUAAACAGGGCUGUUUGUUCUCAACUGGAUUCCCCAACUCUCAUUAACCUCCUCAGCGGCUAAGUGAGUAUACUCAUCCUCAGUCAAGUUCACUGGGCUACUGAAGACAUGGGUGCUUGCAGAGAGGCCACUUUUUAGAGCAUACAUCUAGCCCUUCCCUUAACAAGCCUCCUACCAUAUAUUCCUCCUGCUACACUGACAAGCCCUCUCACUUCCUCCACCUCUCUUGGCCAGUGUUCUUGCCCUAGCCCCACAUUCACACUGUGCUGUCCUUUCUCAGUCAACUGUUUGGUCCCAGCCUGCUUUUAGCUGUGGAACUGACCCACAGCUAGCCCUUUCCCUGACAAGUGUCACAUUUUCCCCAUAACUGCCACAGAUCUCCCACUUUUUUCCUGUCUCUUUCCCAUCUAUCUGCCACUCUGCCAUCCCAUCUAUCUAUUACUUAUGAAGCACGCAGCUGACAAAUGUUGCCUAUCGAGAUUAUAUCACAUUCUAAGGGAUAGUGACAAAGGAAGCUGCUUAGGGAUCCACCUAAGCAUAUACCCAAAGGAGUGAUUUGUUUGGAGGUACUGUGGCGCUAAUUAAGCUCCUAUUAAAAUGGGGUAUGCCAUUGAUUUCAGUUACAGCAAGACAGAACCAUAGAUUUAUAGUUAGCUUUACACUGCUGAUAGGGUUGAGGGAAUGUACUCUAAUUCCAGAAAUUCUAAAAUUCCCCUCCCAUGUGUCUAUCAAAAUCUUUAUUAUGGUACUUUAUAAAUACAGUCAUUUUGAAAACUUCACAAACCUACACUGCCAUCCUCAUGUUAUCUUCCUUAUAAAUUCAUUCCGUUUCUUUAAGUCCCUAGUCAUAUUUCUGACCUGAACAAUAUUUAGACGUAGCAUGAGAGGAGAGAGAGCUUAGACUGUGAAAGCUAUAAGGAUAAAAGAGCCAGCAACUAAGUGGUUGACUUUACGUUUCUGUCUGUAUUGAUUGUAAAUUUGUAACGUAAGGAAUUGUCCAAUGUAAGUUUGUAUAAAUACAGUCCAUGUGUAAAAAAUGUCUUUGCAGUGGUAAGAAUGAGAUCCUUGUUACUAGUUCUGCACAAAGUUGUGCAAGAUUUACGUGCUGAAUUCAUACAGUUAAAAGAUCAAAAUUGGCCCUCUUCAACCUACGGAACUUAUUUCUGGAAUGACAUGUAUUUGAGACAAAUAUUUCUAGAAGUUUUUCUUUAACUAGGUAUCAUUCCUAAAAAACAAACACCAGCUAGCUAUUCAGAAGGUAUAUUUGCAUGUAUUUAGACACUGAAUACCUUAAAUUUGCAUUCAAAUUUUGUUAAAAUAAUAUUGAUUUCUAUUAUACAUUUAUGAUUGGAUACUCUGGAAAAAACGUACUCCAUAAUAAAUUUCCCCUUAUAUACAAUUGUUUCAACUAUAAAUUACAAAAUAUGCUUGAGAAUGCAACUUCUUUUCAGAUAUCCUGUUAGUGGCAGGGAGCUGGCAUACCUAGAAGGAAAGUGCUUGGUAACUUGAGUAGAGAUAGACAUUAGUAAAUAGUCAGGGUGUCCAUGUAGUUUAUAACAUUGGCUUUGUCUGUGAUCACAGAUCUUUAUUUUUUGUAUCAAAUUCUUUAACAGGUUUUAAAUCAGGGUACACUGGGGUUUUUGGGUGUUUUUUUAUUUAUUUUAAAAUCAGGUGCCUAACUUGCCCCUACAAUCUCUCUGUUAAGAAUAAAUUGGACCUGUGCUGA